AUGGAGUGUCGCAAGAAGGCGGACAAAGAACGACAAACACUGUUUACCAUUCGCAUGACCAGCGAUGAGUUGACCAACUUGAAAGCCAAGAUUCACUUUUCUUUUCUCGACAAUCACGGAAAGCUUCUGAUUGACAAGGAAAGCGAAGACAUUUGCAAUUUUACCGGUAACGAUCAAGGCUGGUCCUGGAACAUUCCCUACAAGUAUCUGACCGAAUUGGUUUAUGGCGAACUAAAGUCAUCGACCAACGCCAGUGAUCGCUUCAUCGUUCGCUGUCAGGUGACACUUUUGAGCGGGACAAAGGCAAUAACCAGUUGCAAGCGAAAGGAUCGUUUCGAGAUUCCACCAUGUCGCCAGGUGGAGAAUCUGGGCGCCUUCUACGGUGUGUCGAAGUACGCCGAUCUGCAGAUUGUCGUUGGUGGCGUCACGCUGACUGCUCACAAGAUUGUCGUUGCUAGUCAGUCUCCGGUUUUUGCCGCUAUGCUAGAACACGAAACCAAGGAGGCCAUCGAGAACCGCAUCAUCAUUGAAGACAUUAGCGCCGAGGUUUUCCAGCAGAUGCUAGCCUUCAUGUACACCGGAAAGGUGGAGGCCAUCGAGCAGAACCCAUUUGAUUUGCUGGUCGCUGCCAACAAGUACGGUCUCGAUCGACUGAAGGCUCUCUGCGAGAAGGCCCUCAGUGCGCAGCUGACGGUGCACAACACCGCCGCGAUUCUCAUGCUUGCUGACAUGCACAAUGCCAACCAGUUGAAGGAGUUUAUUAUUGACUUUAUUAACGAAUCUACCAAAGAAGUGCUGAGCACUUCUGGUUGGAAGAGUCUCGCCCAGUCGAAUGGACUGCUCGUUUCUGAGGUUUUCGGACUUCUCAUGGCGAAAUCUCACUCGGCUCGCAGUUAUUGCAGUCUGAUGCCGUCAAAGCGCAAGAUAAAGACUACCCAUGGUGAUUAUCAUUGCACCAAGUAA
Rhagoletis zephyria (snowberry fruit fly) is the source of this 963-nucleotide messenger RNA. Lineage: Eukaryota; Metazoa; Arthropoda; Insecta; Diptera; Tephritidae. The record is from RefSeq and is a predicted model, not a curated record.